Molecule: messenger RNA, 2043 nt
Organism: Daphnia magna
Lineage: Eukaryota; Metazoa; Arthropoda; Branchiopoda; Diplostraca; Daphniidae
Exons: 3
Coding region: 85-2043 (652 amino acids)
Cellular component (GO): nucleus
Molecular function (GO): DNA binding
Source: RefSeq, a predicted model, not a curated record
CUUGUAAAAGUCAGGAUUUAUACACUAGUGAGUUAUGAUUUCACUUUUGUUGACUCAACUAUACUGAAAUACUGAAAUACUAAAAUGAAAACGUGUUGGAACAUUACAGGUUUCAAUAUGGUUCGUAACUACCACAGGAAAAAGGAAAAGAUGCCAAGAGAAAUAUUGAUUAGUGCUCUCAGACAGUUGAAAUUACAUCACGAUCUUAAAUUGCAGAAUAUUUCAUAUAGAAAAGUAGCAGAAAGUUAUGGCAUUUCUAGGACUACCCUUUUCACUCACUUUCAAAAAGUGAAACAUCUUGCCUCCAUCCCUGAUAACUAUUUAUUGAAUAAAGUGCAUCACAGGCAAAUCCUGAAAUAUGAAGAAGAGGAGGAGCUCGUUGAAUAUCUGAAGCUUGCAAUGCAGAGCAAUCAUUCCUUGACUCCUAGUGAAGUGAGAAAGCUCGUUUACAGCUUUGUGCUCGGUAAUGGAAUUGAAUGUCCUGCAAUGUGGCAUGAAUAUCAUACUGCUGGAGAAGAUUGGUUCACUUCGUUUAUGAAGAGGAACGACUGCCUAUCUCUAAGAAAACCUGAAGCUACAAGUCAAGCUCGAGCUGCCGGCUUCAACUACCCAGUUGUUAACGCUUAUCAACAGAAGUUGGCUUCUAUUUUUACCCGUCAUCAGUAUCCACCACAUCGAAUAUUUAAUAUUGAUGAAACUAGCAAUCAAACAGUGAUGGCUCCUGUAACCGUUGUAGCUAUCCGUGGUACUAAGCAGGUUUGUCAAACCACCGGUACAGAACGAGGAACUAAUGUUUCUAUGAUAUGCUUUGGAAACGCUGCAGGGGGUUUUAUUCCUCCAGCUUAUGUCUUUCCGUUAAAGAAUGUCAACCGAAAAAGUAUGAAUAACUCAGUUCCUGGUUCAAUUGCUUUUGCAAACGGAACUGGUUGGUUUGAUGGGAACAUCAUGGUUGAUGUCAUAGAUCAUGUACAGCAUUAUGUGCAAAGCAGCCAAGAAAAUCCAGUCCUAAUCGUUUGGGAUAAUUUCUCUGCUCACUUGGAUUAUCUAGUUGUUAAGAAAGCAAAAGACUACGGCAUGGAGCUUAUUACUUUGCCUCCCCACACCUCCCAUGAGCUACAACCGUUGGAUGUGUCGGUGUUUGUAGCGCUGAAAAAGUAUAUUAAGACAGCUCACAUGGAAUGGUACCGCAAUAAUCCUGGCAAGCGAAUCACCAUCCAUGAAGUAGCAGGAUUAACAAGGGAUCCUUUCCAUAAGGCUAUGACUCCAUCGAAUUUAAUUUCUGGUUUCAAAAGAGCUGGGAUCUACCCUUUCUCAAUGUUACAACCGGAAGACCCGCGUUUCUCAUCAGCUUUGGUUACUGAUCUGCAAGCUCCAUCGCAACAACAGAAUGCACAAGAUCUAGUUGGUCAUGAAAUACAGACCCCGCAGCAGUCCAUAGAGAUCAAAGGUUCGAAUAAUAUUCAGACGGCGGGGAACGAAGAUGAUGAAAUGGAUUUUGCAAAGGAAGAAGGGAACAUUCUGACUCGUGACUGUCGUGUUUUAGGCAACACAGUAGCUUCGACAGAAGUCGAUAAUCAACAACCACUGGGAAACAGUGAUAGAGAAACCGUUGAAAAAGGAGAUGGAACAAGUCAAUCAAGAUCAGCCCAAUCUGAAACUCCCCUUAGAGCGAAUAUGAUGGCGAAUCGUGUACGUUUAGCAGAAUUUAUGCCCAUUCCAAAAGUCAUACAAAAUGGUCCUAGACAAAAGAGCAGAAUCCAAAUUGGAAGAAGCCGUGUGUUAACUGAUCCCGAGGAAAUGGCUCAACUAGAAACGGAUUAUUUAAAAAAAAAAAAAGAGAUGGAAAAGGAUAAAUCGAAGAGAACACGAGCGGCUAAGCCUCGCUUGUCGAAUAAAGAAAACAUCCCAGAAAAUGGAAAAGGCGUCGCUGGUAAACGCAAUGUGAAUGCAGUUCACGAAAUGGAGUCAUUUGCAGUCACAAACCGUCAGCCUCGAAAUGCUAAAAAACCAGCUUUUUUAACACAAAAUUAUUUGAUUGAUUGA